CUCCAUUAUAUAUACAAUCCCCUGCAUAUCAUAUCAUACCCCCAUCACUCAAUUCAAAUCCCCUGUUUUCAUAUUGUAUCUCAACACACCUCACACAAUUGUAAUUUAAUUUGUUCUCCAAUUAAUUGGUGUAGUAUUUUGUUUUUCAAGUUGGAAACCACAAAACAAAUGGAAUUAAAGAACAUGGUGGCUAUGAUUGCGCGUAGCGGCCGACAGUUGCAGCGGUAUAACAAGGGCCACCGGCAAGUUGUUGGAUGUAUCCCUUAUAGAAUGGUGAAAGGUAACAAAGGGAAGAGUGUAGAAGAUGCAUUAGAAGUUCUUGUCAUUAGUGCACAAAGAAAAGGCAAAGGAAUGUUGUUUCCUAAGGGAGGACGGGAAUCCGAUGAAACGAUGAUAGAAGCCGCGCUAAGAGAAUCUGUGGAGGAGGCUGGAGUGUUUGGAACCGUUGAGUGUGUAUUGGGUAAAUGGCACUUUAAGAGCAAAAGAAACGAAACAAUGUAUGAAGGGUACAUGUUUCCUUUACUUGUGGAGGAGCAACUCGACUUAUGGCCCGAAAAGAACAUUCGGCAAAGAUAUUGGGUGAGUGUACCAAAAGCUAAAGAAGCUUGCCAACAAUCUUGGAUGAAAGAAGCAUUGGACUUGCUAGUAAAACGUCUUGAGUCAUCUACGACCAAGAUUGACGAGGAAUCCAUCUUGUAGCUCACUAAAAACUAGCUCAUAACAUGUAAACAGAGUGCACUUGGAUCGCUAGCUUGAGAGCAUAAGUCGGCUUUUUAAUGCGAUCGCGUGCUUAUCGAGGAUCAAGGCAUUAGGAAAGAUCAAAGAAACCAAGGUCACAUAGGUCACAAGUACAAAGAUUGUUUCUUGAUCCAUCUUUCCGAGUGGAUAAUCUCUCACCAAGUCAAUUCUGAUAGAUACUUCUUGUUUUUUGGCAUAAAUUUCCACAAAAAUAAUAGUUGGUUGGGCCAUAUUUAUUUAGAAAAAUGUAGAUGUGAUAUCACUAUAGUUUUUCAUUUGUUUAGUUUGAUUUGUCGUAUAUAAACUAUAGUGCAACAAGUAGUACGAGACGUGGAAUUUCUAAUCUUA
Messenger RNA from Helianthus annuus (common sunflower), 1086 nucleotides. Its product is annotated as nudix hydrolase 17, mitochondrial. The coding region runs from base 169 to 699 and encodes 176 amino acids. Gene Ontology annotation, cellular component: nucleus; cytoplasm. Gene Ontology annotation, molecular function: pyrophosphatase activity. NCBI's taxonomy places the organism in Eukaryota, Viridiplantae, Streptophyta, Magnoliopsida, Asterales, Asteraceae. The transcript is spliced from 5 exons. The record is from RefSeq and is a predicted model, not a curated record.